AAGGGCGAGCGGCGGGGCGAGGGUGCGCUGGAGGACCUGAAGCGCCGGUCGCUUGACGGCCUGGUGGCCUUCCUCACCCGUUUGUUCCCGGACCUCGCGGAGAGCCAGGCCGUGCGCUACCUGCUCCUCGCCGACGCCGAUCUCCUCGUCGCCGCCCGCAUCGUCGUGUCGGACAUCGGCAUGAAGAGAUUCGAGGCGUCCGGAACAGCCGUCACGGAGGCCCUCAACAUGGCCCUCAAGUGCGCUGCUCUGGCUGCCGGGCACUCGGACCCCGCCCGCCUUGUCUAUGGCGCCAUGGCGGGCACAAGGUGCCUGUUGCGGGGCUCCUUCCGCUACUCCAGCAUUCGCAAGCAAGACAGGCUGCUCAACCACAGCGGCUGCAAAGAUGAUCUGCCGCCUUCCCACAGCGGCUGCAAAUGCAAAGACCACAGCGGUUGCAAAGAUGAUCUGCUGUGGGCGUGGCAGCUCGCGGCGUUUCGUCGCCUUAGUCCCUGUAAGGUGCCGUUCCAGCACACCCGCCUGCUGAAUCGGACGCUCCAGGACGUUAUCCACGGGUUCUACCUGCAGGCCCUGGCUCGGCUGCCGGCCAGCGAGCUGCGCUCCCGCUUCCACCGCAGCCUGCUCAAGUCCGGCCCUUUGGAUCCUGUCUCCAACAUCAUCAUCAACACCAUCUGGUAUGACGCAGCAUUCCCACGGACCCAUGAGCUCGAGCUGGGUGUGGUCGGCACGCGGAGCCUCCACCGGGUGGAGAACAGCUCCUUGUAUGGCAUGGCCUCCUUCCUCAGCACACGCUAUCGUCACAUCGAUUUCCAUGAAGCUGUACGCUGCCUGCUCCAGGCAGAUGCCAACCUUCUGCUCGCUGAUCCCAACCUUGAUCCUUCAUCCCCCUCUGGAGUGCAGGGAGGCUUGCUGAUGUGCGGAGCUGAUGCUUGCCUUUGCAACGCUCAAACUGCUCAAGACCCAGACACCAGCAUCCAGGGAGCCUUUUUGGCUGCCUCGACUGCAGCGUGUCACCCCAACCCCGACGCACAAGUAAAGCUUCUCACUUCGUGUAAGGCAAUGCUGGGGUCUGCGUUGUCUCUGCUGCAGGGCUGUCACAAGCUCUCCUCUGAAGAUGUUCGGAGGCUUGCCAUGUUGCUAUCUCCUGAAUCCCCCUCCGAGAAACCACUUCCCCCAUUACCCCUCACAGGCUACCCUCGUGCAAAGGUGGCUGAUGCACAUACAAGAAUUUCCAAAAGGGUCAAAGCUGUGUUGAAGGCAUAUGAACAGAUGCUAAAUGGGGAUCAAACUUUUGAGCUUCAUAUGAUUUGUGGCGUGAAUGAUUGUGUUUCUGGCCCUGUGGGCUCUUGUCAUAUCUUUUACCACUCUCACGUCAACUUUGUGGCUAGUACUGAAUUCCCUCGUGGUUCGGCUUCUUCGGUGCUUUUUUUUGCUGAAAUUAGCACCGAUGGCAAUGACAAGUCCUUCUGUUGCCCUGUGUCUCUGCCACCGCCAUGCGCUCCACAAAGUCGGUGUCUUUACUGCGAGUUCAUGGGGAUCAGAAUUGUGCAUCCAGUUGGGAUAGACUUUCAUGGGCGUGAGUUGGAAUUCGAGAAGGUGGUCUGCGGAGAAGACCCCUGUGGAGAGAACAUUGUUCCUAUACUGAGGAAGCCAUUCUACAACAACCUGGACAUUGUGAAUAAUAGGACUCUCAUCGCAGAGGCCGUUGGUCACAGGGUGAAAGAAGAUAGCCUCUAUGAUAACAUUGAUGACAUUUAUGAGCAGAAGCGUCAAAGGAUUCUACGUUCCAAGUGUAUCAGCCCUGCCGAUGUUUUAUUUCUAAUACCAUGCUCUAGCUAUCAUUAA
Panicum virgatum (switchgrass) is the source of this 1845-nucleotide messenger RNA. RefSeq lists its product as uncharacterized. Lineage: Eukaryota; Viridiplantae; Streptophyta; Magnoliopsida; Poales; Poaceae. The transcript has 4 exons. The record is from RefSeq and is a predicted model, not a curated record. The annotation marks the transcript as partial.